This is a messenger RNA of Williopsis jadinii, 1516 nucleotides long. RefSeq names its product Not3-domain-containing protein. The transcript has 2 exons. The record is from RefSeq and is a predicted model, not a curated record. Gene Ontology annotation, cellular component: P-body; nucleus; CCR4-NOT core complex. Gene Ontology annotation, biological process: nuclear-transcribed mRNA poly(A) tail shortening; regulation of DNA-templated transcription. NCBI's taxonomy places the organism in Eukaryota, Fungi, Ascomycota, Saccharomycetes, Phaffomycetales, Wickerhamomycetaceae. The annotation marks the transcript as partial.
UUCCCAGCCAUAGCCCCUAUUAGAUAAUCUGAUACCAUCCACGGUGAAUAGAGACGGCAUUAUCUCUUUGACAGUCUGAGUACAAGCGAGAAGACCGAAAGCCACGAUGUCGCAGAGAAAACUACAACAAGAGAUUGACAAGGUGUUCAAGAAAGUGAAGGAAGGGUUGGAGAUAUUCGAUGGCUAUUACGAUAAGCUACAGACAUGCGAGAAUCAGUCGCAGAAGGAAAAGCUGGAAUCUGACUUGAAGCGUGAGAUAAAGAAGCUUCAAAAGCAGAGAGAUCAAAUCAAGUCCUGGUUGAGCGGUAACGAGGUGAAGGACAAGAAGCUGUUGUUGGAGAACAGAAAGACCAUUGAGAACGCGAUGGAGCGAUUCAAAGUGGUUGAGAAGAACAUGAAGACGAAGGCGUACUCCAGAGAAGGUCUGAAUCAGGACCGUAAUGAUCCAAGACAGAAGGAGAAGGAGGAAACGUCCGAGUUCUUGCAGCAGAUGAUUGAAGACUUGGAGAGACAGAACGAGAAGCACGAAGCGACUAUUGACCAUCUGCAGAACUCUGGAAAGAAGAGUAAGAAGCUCGACGGUGCUACCAAACAGGAGAUUUCUGAUCUGCAGGAUAAGAUGGAUAGAAACCUUUGGCAUUUGGACAAACUGGAACAGGUCCAGAGACUGAUCAUGAAUGACAUGUUAGACUGUGAACCCGUGAACGACUUGCAAGAGGAUAUAAAAUACUAUGUUGAGGAGAAUGAAGACCCGGACUUCCUGGAAGAUGAUGCCAUAUACGACGAUCUCAAAUUGGAUGAGGUUGAAGACUCCUUUGGUAACGUUGCAGAACUGGCUCCAAAGGAGGAAGAACACGAGUCUGUUCUUAUUGACGACACACCUAAGAAACCAGUGGUCCAUCAACAGACACCACCUCAUUCUUCUGGAUCCGCUACAUCUACAACUACAUCGACAGCUUCGAUACCACCACCAGCAGCAACGGCAACGAAUAUUCCACCAUCGUCGACACUUGCCAAUGCUUCACAUUCUCAUUCUUCUGGCACAGUGACACAGUUCACAUCAAACGGUACAACCACCACUCUUAAGCCUGCAAUUCUGCAAAAACAGGAGUUGAAGUACGCCUCAGUAGCUGCUAAUGCUUUAAACAGUGGCUCACAGCAGCAAACGACUCCAUCGCAUGCGUCAAAAGUCGUUCCACCGCCUGGAUUAUCCAAUACCCCAAGAAUUGGUACCCCAUUGUCAUCUUAUGUGAGUCUGAAUCACCUCGAAGGUGCACCAGCAGACUUUAAUGGUGCUUCAGAUGCAUCUAAAACUGCAUCGGUACUAGAAUCAAUCAAGGAUUUGAUCAAUAAACCAGCACCACUAGAGGACAUUUCAAAGAUGUUGGAUAUCUCGCUGUUGAAUUGUCCAGACUCUUUGGAUGCAGACAGAGCACGCACUUAUCGUCCAUCAAAUCCACAUCCCACACCAUCGGCAUAUCCACAAGAGCCAUUACCAGAGCUUACCUACUCUAGU